AUGGUGUGGUCUCAGUUGGGAAUCACCCGACCACAUGUGGCCUACGCUACCACAGCAUUUGGACUAACAUUGCUCGGCUCGUUGUCCAUGUUCCUGAAAGACAAAGCUUAUAUUGGAGAGGUACCGUUCGCUACGAUUUAUGGGUUGAUUGUUGGUCCUCAUGCUUUAAACUGGUUUUCGCCUCAAUCAUGGGGCAAUUCCGACUAUAUUACCUCGGAAAUUUCUCGAAUCGUGCUGGUGGUGCAGAUUUUUGCCGUUGCCGCCGAGCUUCCGAAAAAGUAUAUUUUGCGUAAUUGGUUCAGUCUCCUGGUAGUACUGAUUCCUGUUAUGACUUAUGGCUGGCUACUAAGUUCUGUUUUUAUUUGGAAACUUGUACCUACUCUCCGUUGGGUCGAAGCCUUGGCAAUCGCUGCUUGUGUUACGGCCACAGACCCUGUGCUUUCAGCUGCAGUUGUAGGGAAAGGCGGUAUUGCAUCCGAGGUGCCCAUUCAUUUGCGCAAUCUACUUUCUGCGGAAUCGGCUUGUAAUGACGGUAUGGCUUUUCCGUUUGCGCUACUAGCACUGAAUAUCCUGAAGCAUGAGGGCCAUCCAGGCACUAUCGCGAAAGACUUUAUAGCAGUUUCUGUCCUGUAUGAAGUCGUGUUUGGAUGUGUAUUGGGUGGUGUCUUAGGUUUUAUUGCAGGCUUGAUCUUGAAAUUUUCAAACCGGUACAAACUGAUUGAUCAUGAAGCAACUUUAGCCUUUUAUUUUUUUGUCCCAUUUUUUGUCGCCGGCAUUGCUACAAUUCUGGGUGUUGAUGAUCUAUUGGUUGCCUUUUUUGCAGGUACAGUUAUUAAUUGGGAUGGUUGGUUCACGAAGAAGACUGGAGAUUCACACAUUGCAGCGGUUUUCGAUGUCAUUUUGAACAUAGCAUACUUCAUCUACUUUGGCGCAAUCGUACCGUGGAACUAUUUCAAUCACGCAGACAUUGGCUUGCGUGCCUGGAAACUGGUGUUAUUAGCUAUCAUCAUUCUUGUCGUUCGAAGAAUCCCCAUCAUUCUCCUUUUGAAGCCCGCAAUCCCUAAUAUCAGGACUUGGCACGAAGCACUUUUCGCAGGUCACUUUGGACCUAUUGGAGUCGCCGCUGUGUUUGUUUCAAUCAUGAUCCGUACCGAGCUUGAGGAUAGUCACGCUCCUUUGAAAGACUUACCUCCACCAGGAUCUAAGUACUACUAUGUCCUUGCAACGAUUUGGCCCGUAACUUGCUUCCUCAUCGUUUCAUCCAUCAUAGUUCACGGCCUAUCAGUUGCCGUAGUGGCUUGGAGCAAACAAUUUGCCAGCGUCCAUUUGAGUCGUGAGAAAGCCACGGAUGGGUCUAAUCUUUGGGUUUUACGCCUUCCUUCGCCAAUCGUGGAUACCGACUUACUCUUAUACGUCGAUGCAAAGGGAAAACUACGAAAAAUUGCCAAAGAUGAUCACAGGUCAGAUGACGAGGGUUCUGUGAUUGUUCCAAAGCGGCCCAAAUUAACUAAAAGGACCGUUUCACUGCAAAUUGGAGAUAGGUUGCAUAAGCUUCCCUCCGAUACAACUUCACCUGAAGAUAUUCGCAUAGUGCAUCAAAAGAAUGAGAUUGUGGUUGAAGGAAUAGAUGGAAAGGAGCUUUUGAGUUUUGAUGCUGAGAAUAUUUCGGCCCAAGACUGUUCGUUAAAGCUUUCACUACACGAAACCACUACAUUAGACCUGCACCAGUUGGCACAGUCGAGGAAUGAUUCGCUAGUUACUGCCGCUGAGGUGCUUGGAGAUGAAACAAUCGCGGAUCGUCGCACCAUGUUCGAUAUGGGACAAUUCGCGUACGAGGAGGAUGAUGAAGACCAUGUCGAGCUUAAGGCUUUCAUGGUAGGUGACCACUUGAUUUUUGAAGACACAGAUGGUGUUCUUUUGAGCCAAUACCACGUGCAGCGUUAUGGAUCUCAAGCUGCUGGUUUUGCCAACUCUCUGAAAAGAUUCAGAAAAUGGGUGAAGUCACUCAAAAAGGCCAACCAGGAUACGCAUAUUCACACAGAACAUGAUCCCAAUCUUAGCUUUGUUCCUGUCGGGAGAUUUACUAGAAAAAUUUUUGAGGAUCAGGAGAAGCACUAG
Wickerhamiella sorbophila is the source of this 2118-nucleotide messenger RNA. Its product is annotated as Na(+)/H(+) antiporter 2. The record is from RefSeq and is a predicted model, not a curated record. Gene Ontology annotation, cellular component: plasma membrane. Bases 1 to 2118 code for a protein of 705 amino acids. NCBI's taxonomy places the organism in Eukaryota, Fungi, Ascomycota, Dipodascomycetes, Dipodascales, Trichomonascaceae. Gene Ontology annotation, molecular function: sodium:proton antiporter activity. Gene Ontology annotation, biological process: proton export across plasma membrane; sodium ion export across plasma membrane; regulation of membrane potential. The transcript has a single exon.